AUGAUAUCGUCCACUACCACGCGACCUCCAGCACGCAAACCGCUUUAUGACGGUCAGCAGCAAUCAUGGCCGAGCCACGGCAAUGUUGCAUCGUUCAUUCGAUGUCUUCAUCUCCUCGACCUAGAUCUUCGCGACGACUGGCCACACAUUAAUGUCCAAACGUUUUCAACGAAGUCGGCUCUCCAGAAUCUGCAGCUACGCAUUCGUGCGGUCGAGUGGAGUCUGUAUCGCCUCAUAGAGCUCUGGGAUGACCGGAUCGCACGAGAUAAACUACAACCAUUUUUCCCACCACAAAGUGUCCUGCAGUCACAAAAUUUGAGAGCGGCUCUACUUCGUGUGCUCACGGAGUUCAAAUCCAACGGCAUGCUGCCAAAGGAUACUGUUCUGAGGAAGACAACUUUCGAUGAGUGCAAAGGCGAGAAGUUCGAGGAGCUUCUGUUCACUGUUGCUCAAGCCACCCUACGAAAGGUAGCUUCUCGGUCACUAGGCUACCAGGCCACAGACCUCAACGUCGAUGCUGAUCACCUCGUCCCCCUGAUCAUCGCUCACAAGGCCGUACUGAGCAAGGUGCUACAUGAGCGCCAUGUGGUAAUCAAAAAUGCGCAAGAGCGGCAACAAAGUAUUCUGACAGCUAGGGAGGACAUCGACGAACGACGAACAUGGCUUCAAGCACAUCCGCCGCCCGGGCAUGACAGACGAGAUGAAGUUGAGUCUCUGCUACGGACCGCAUGGUCAGGAGAUCAGAAAUGGAUCACAGCACUGUUGCAGGCAAGCCCGAUGCAGCUGGCUUCUGGAAGAUCGCUAGACAAUUCACGUAUAGCCCCGUCAAAUUCCCUUUCGGAGAUGCAGCAUCGCGUCACACAACAGCAGACAUAUCUCAAACGUCUCAGACAUUUCAAAGAUUCCCUACCGACAUCGGCAGCAUCAGGUGGGCAGACUUCACAACCACCGAAUAAGCCAGUAAUUCCUCUGCUUCGAUUCGAUGAGCAUAAACAACUCACGGGGCAGCAUUUCGUGGACGAGAAAAUGUGUGACAAGACCUCGAUCAGCGUUCGGGCCGAUGAAAUGCUGUCGAGGCUCAAGCAUGAUUUACUUGACGACCUAAGCCUAACAGAGGGGUUCUCGCAACAUUGUUCAGCCCAGUCAAGUACUGAGCACAUGGACAACGUAUCAAACUCUCUGGCGAGUCAUAUCGAGCCGAAGACAAUCGUCGACCAAACAAGCGACUCAUCAGAACGCUCAUGGCUGAAGGGUCCUUCGACGCCGGCAGUUCCUCGGAGGGCACCUGACUUGAAGGAGCCUCCAAAUGCAGAUGCUCUAGCGGAGAACCGUCAAGCCCAUUCGCCCGUUUCGACCGACGGCCCAUCGACUUUGCCGUGCUCGUCAUUUGAGGAAGCCCUCCCAGCUCUGACCCUGGCAGAGCGGACCCGCAUGUCCAUGGCUGAUGUGGCAAGCAGUGCCCCAAGCGCAAAGAGACCGCAACAGAACGGCCAUUCAACAUCGCCGGAUCGGAGGCCACCCGUUGAAAAGCCGCCUAAUAUGAGCGCCCCUGCUUCUGAGCCAACGUCGAAUCUGGUCGAGCGCACGCGUAAGUCUAUGGCGCUAGCAACCGUCAAGCCAACUGUUCCCGACGUUGUGCGAGAGCCGAAGGCAUCCAGAGCAUCUCAACUGUACCCUGUCAACCCUUUCGAGACUCCUCGUCGACAAGUCUCUGCUUUCGAGGGGACUCCUCAGUCGAACGGAUCCACUCCACGAGAGUCCUUAUUCAGUGAUGAUGUCGACAUGAGAUCAGUGUUCAAGAGUCGCCCGAAGAUAGCCACCUCGCCUAUGCUGUCUCCGGAUCGAAGCGUAUUUCCGUCGGAUGGACAAGACCUUGAGCUAGAGGAUGGUUCAGGACAUGACUAA
Molecule: messenger RNA, 1905 nt
Organism: Cyphellophora attinorum
Lineage: Eukaryota; Fungi; Ascomycota; Eurotiomycetes; Chaetothyriales; Cyphellophoraceae
Exons: 2
Coding region: 1-1905 (634 amino acids)
Source: RefSeq, a predicted model, not a curated record